GCUAGGGGAGGCUAGGGGAAGGCUGCGUCACGUGGCGGUCCGCACUGAGGCACGCAUGCGAGACCGCGGGGCGCCGGGCGCGCAGGCGUCCCCUACUCAGUUGGCAGUCGGCCCCCGCGCCCGCCGCGCGUCGCGAGUGACUGUGAUGAGUGACUAGUGCCAUGCUCGUGCUCCGCUGCGCCCUCUUCGCGGGCCUCCUGGCCGCCGCCGCCGCCGCCUGGCAGGAGAACGUCAGGCCCAAGGUCUUCGCGCAAUUAGGGGUGGAUGAUACACACAAAUUCCUCGGCAACGAGACGCACACGGAUUAUUUUCGACUGUUGCUGAGGGACGGAAAUUAUUUACUUGUCGGCGGCAGGAACGUCGUGUACAACCUCAGCCUGACAGACCUGACAGAACAGAGGAGGCUGGUGUGGUACUCCACAGACACAGAUGUACAGAUGUGUGUCGUUAAAGGGAAAGAUGAGGAGCGGUGUCAGAACUACAUCCGGGUGCUGGUCUCCCUCGGCACCGGGAGGCUCCUGGUCUGCGGCACCAAUAGCUUCAAACCCUACUGCCGGGAGUACAGCGUCCAGCGAGACUCAUACCACAUGGAGAAGGAGAAGUCCGGGCAGGCGGUCUGCCCGUAUGACCCCGACCACAACUCCACUGCUGUUUAUGCAGACUCGGAGCUUUACUCGGGCACAGUGGCGGACUUUAGCAACAUGGAGCCCAUCAUCUACCGGGAGCCGCUGCAGACGGAGCCCUACGACUCCAUGACGUUAAAUGCGCCGGACUUCGUGAACUCGCUGGUGCACGGCAACUUCGUCUACUUCUUCUUCCGGGAGACGGCGGUCGAAUACAUCAACUGUGGCAAGUCGGUAUUCUCCCGCGUAGCCCGCGUGUGCCGCGACGACCGCGGCGGGCCACACCGUUUCAAGCAGCGCUGGACAUCCUUCCUCAAGUCACGGCUGAAUUGCUCAGUAGCUGGAGACUUCCCGUUUUACUUCAAUGAGAUACAAUCAACGACAGAGCUGAUCGAGGGUGUGUACGGGGGUCUCAACGCUCAGCUCAUCUACGGCACCUUCACGACUCCACCCAACAGCAUAUCGGGCAGUGCGGUGUGCGCGUUCAGCAUGCAGGACAUAGCUGACACAUUCGAGGGGACCUUCAAAGAGCAGAGCGCGAUCAACUCGAAUUGGCUGCCCGUUAACAGUGCCAAGGUGCCAGAGCCCCGUCCAGGCACGUGUCACAACGACUCGCGGACGCUGCCGGACCAGACGCUCAACUUCAUCAAGGCGCACGCGCUCAUGGACGAGUCCGUGCCCGCCUUCUUCGGCGAACCCAUCGUCAUCAGGACUAGUUUCCACUAUCGGUUUACACAAAUAGCUGUAGAUCCACAAGUGAAGACGCCGGGAGGAAAAGCCUACGACGUGCUCUUCAUAGGCACAGAUAACGGCAAAAUCAUCAAAGCGAUCAACGCAGUGUCAUACGAGUCCAACAAGCGCGCGGUGCCCGUGGUAAUAGAGGAGCUACAGGCGUUUGCGGGCGGCGCGGCGGUGCGGGCGCUGCGUGUGGCGCGCGCGGGCAGAGACGCCGCAAGACUGAUAGCAGUGUCCGAUAGAGAAGUGCUGAGUUUGCGGCUGCAUAGGUGCUCCAGUGACAAGAUAAGCUCGUGCUCAGAGUGCGUGGCGCUGCAAGAUCCGUACUGCGCGUGGGACAAGCAGGCGGGGCGGUGUCGCGCGUACUCGCACGGCGUCGCGCGCUGGCUCGACGACAACUCCUUCUACCAGAGCGUCAGCACCGGCAGCCACGCCGCUUGCCCGCACAGUAAAGACGCGGGCGCGGUGGGCGGUCUGAGCUCGGGUUUGUACGACGACGCUCGCGGCGAGAGCAAGGGCGAGGUCAUUAACAUCGUGCAGGACAAGGACGGGAAGGGUGGCAGCAGCAGCAACGAAGGUCCGGAAGUCCUAGCAGCGGAUCCGCCGCCCGCAGCUUACUCAGUGGAGACCCUGGCAUUGGCGGUAGCGGCAGGGGCGCUGGCGGCUUUAGGUGCCGGGUUCGCAGCCGGAUACAUUUGUGGCCGCCGGUGUAAGAAGGACGAUGAUGACAACAUGCCCUACCCCGAUACUGAAUACGAGUAUUUCGAGCAGAGACAGAAUAUUAACAGGAUCCAAGCGGAGCCGAAACUCCUGCAGCAGGUGGAGGAAGUGACGUACGCGGAGCCGGUGCUGGCGCCGCAGCCGAAGCCGGCGUCCCCGCGCGCGACGCUCCGCAAGCACCCGCCCUACCACCAGCAGCACCCCCACCACGAGACGCUGUUCCAGUUCCAGCCCGACUACCGCCGAGACUUCGCCACGCUCCGCUCGCACCAGGUCAAUGGCGAUGGCUACCGGCGCGGCGCCGACAACGGCUUCUCGACCACGCGCUCAGUGAAGAAGGUGUACCUCUGAGAAACAAGUGGGGCGGACGCGCGGGAACUCCAUAAACACAACACGCACCACCACCAUACGCUGGUGUCGCAGCGCAGCAGCGGGUCGGGGUCGGGGUCGGGCAGCGCGUCGUCGUCGUCGCCGUCGCCCCCCUCCUCCUCCCCCUCCCCGUCCGCCGAGCGCCCCCCCACCCCGCCGCCGCCCGCGCCGCAACCCUGCGCGUACAUCUACCGCAACUAGCGCCGCCCCGCAGAACUUGUUAUAUGCGUAGCGCGCUGAAUAGCCCGACGAUUCGAUAAGACCGAUUGAAGCGAAAUAUAGGAAACGGUUGCGUAUUCGACAUAUUUGGGCUUCAUUUGUCUUUAAAAUGUGUCAGUUGUUAGAAAGUUUUGUGAAAGGGCGAAUGAACUCUUCACACGAAUAUAUUUUGGUAUCGGUUUCCGAACGUUUCGAUAGUGAUGUGCUCGUCGAAUCGAAAACGUCACCGUCCGAUUGUGUAAUCGAUUUUCGUGAACGAGUCUUCGGGUACUUCGGCGCUAGCUACGAAAAUUAUUGUUGGGAGUUUGGGUCGAUGUAACGUUACAUGCAUCGUACGAGAUUUGCCUAUAAACUAGAAACAUUAGAGCCUAUUUUGCGUGUCACCGACGGUAGGCCGGAAUAGUGCUACUGAGAUCGAAUCGAACAGUUCAAAGUCGAAUGUGACUCAAUCAUUCUUCCAUGAUAAAUGACAUAUACGUACUCGUGAUUAUCCCCUUACCUAAAUUCGUACGCCUAUCGAGCGCGAUAGAGAAAUUGUAUUUUUUUUAAAGGACGAAACGAUGUCGACGUGUAUGUACGAUGAUUAUUGUAACAGAGUAGUUCGUUAGGAUAUAAAUAGUUUACCUAAUUCUAGGUGAAAUAUAAGUUUUGUUGGUAAUGUUGACGAGUUAGUGUUGUGUUGUGACGUCAUUGCGCCGGCCCCCGCGUGCGCCCCGUGAUAUGUCCGGGACGGACGGAAUGACCUCACAAAUCGCUUUUUUAAAAUAAUGUAGCGUUACUAGCGACAUCUCGCUGAUACCAAAAAUUUAUUGUUAUAACUGGACAAUGUUAAAUACUGUAAUUUUUUUUGUUUUAACACGGUGUGGAAACAAUAGCUUAAGUUGUUUUUAUGACCUAAAAUACAUUCGAGUACGACAUGUGAUUACUGACUUGAAUAUUAUUUAUGAAUUCGAUAACCAUGUUAGAUACAAAUAUUUAACAUUGUCGAGGUAUAAAUGCGAUACGUUUACAGAUUGUUACGUAAACGUUACAAAAACUUGAUAUAAAUUAUAUUUAUCCUGUAUAAAUAUUAUGUAAAGUCCUGAUACUCACACAUUGAUUAAAAGUGCUUCUUAUGGAUGUAUCUAGAUUUUAGGGGAUCGUUUUGAUAAUUAUUCGAUAACGUUUUAGAUUUAGCGAUUGUAUACAUAGAUUAUAGAGCGUAAGCGCACUGAGGUGCAGUAUUGCCAAUUCGAGUCGGUGCGCCAUUAUGUAAACUUACUGUGGUCUAGUGAUCAUUAUGUACAUACAUUCUGUGACACUGAGGUACGUGGUAACAUUUUGUAACUCAUAUUUGAGUCGAAACAUUGUUUAAGACAAAAAUAAUUAUAAACGCCUUUUGUUACACCCGCAAAUUGUAAUUUCUAAUUAUUCUAAGCUAAACCUUCGGAUGGGUUGAAAGUGUUGCCACGUACACUAAUUCUAAAACAUCUUUUUAGUCAACGAUUGAUUCUAAAUUUAAAAUCCAGAAAAGUGGGCCAAAUGUUAAAAGUUUUUUUCUGAAACGUUCCUGUUGCUGUUUUAUAUACUUAGUCAUUUCUUUAUAGCUUUCAACAUUAGCUAGCAUGUUAUUUCCAAUCUGAGAAUUUAUACUCUCCUUCACUAAUUGUUGACAAUUGAAUGUAUGUAAAGAAAUGUCAAUUCUAUUUGUAAUAACCUAGUGCCUAAGUAUGUGUGGCGAGAUUGUGAUCUUUGUGAUCUGUAUCGACUCCAGUAGAUCAG
Molecule: messenger RNA, 4427 nt
Organism: Aricia agestis (brown argus)
Lineage: Eukaryota; Metazoa; Arthropoda; Insecta; Lepidoptera; Lycaenidae
Gene: Sema1a
Product: semaphorin-1A
Exons: 17
Coding region: 162-2429 (755 amino acids)
Biological process (GO): neural crest cell migration; negative chemotaxis; positive regulation of cell migration
Molecular function (GO): chemorepellent activity; semaphorin receptor binding
Source: RefSeq, a predicted model, not a curated record